AUGGCCGCAAUCACUCCUUCUCCAGAAAUCAGCCCCGUGUCAGCGGCCACCACCAAUGGAGGCUUUCCCCGUGACGCCUUCUACCUCAAUCUCUCCACUCUGCCAGACACCAACAGCUUCGUGCUUAAAUCCACUCUAAGAUCUCCUCAUCUCCUCGAGUCCCCCAAUGGCUUGUUCUCAGGAAGCAGUAGUGUAAACGGUACCUUCAAGAAGCGACCCCGCAACAUGUCACAGUCCUCUGGUACCGACCGGGAAAUGUCCAAUGACACCACCCCGCCCGCACAGUCAAAUGGUAUCGCGCCCACCAGCAACGGCACCAACGGUACCAGCACAGAGCCACGCCCGACAAACAAGAAGCGCCCAAGUACCGACACAAUAGACUAUCCGCGGCGGCGCGCAACCAUUGCGUGUGAGAUAUGUCGGUCACGCAAGUCGCGAUGUGAUGGAACCAGGCCAAAGUGCAGGCUUUGCACAGAGCUCAACGCAGAAUGUAUCUACCGCGAACCCGGCAUCAAGCUUGACGCAGGCGACAAGCUGAUUCUGGAACACUUGAACCGCAUCGAAGGCUUGCUCCAAUCCGGUCUUACCAGUAACUUCUCCCUCUCUUCCCACUCACCUGCAGCCAGCAACUCGACCAGCGAAGAUUUUCUCGCCCGCAGUAGCGGCAAUAUACCCCAUCUCGGCAUGGUUCAGCCGAUCAACGGCAUCGGCACAUGGACUAACCAUCCUUCAAAUAUCUCGACCAUGCCAAAGACCCAUAAUACUGCCGCGCUUAAUCUGCUGUCGUCACCAAUGAUCCGCGAGCUCGUUUCUCGCCAGUAUGACGCCAAGAUCCUUCUCCAGCUCGAGAUGACUAGGGAAUCGGUAAGCCUCGGAACCAGUCGCGGGCUAGAUCUCUCCAACACGGGCGCAUAUGUUCAAGCAUAUUUCGAAAGAGUCAAUGUUUUCUACGCCGUUGUCAACCCCUAUACCUGGAGUGCCCACUACCAGACUGCCCUCAGCCAUGGAUUCCGGGAUGGUCCAGAAAGUUGCAUAGUGCUCUUGGUGCUUGCGCUCGGUCAUGCUGCAAGCACAGGCAGCAUCACACAGCAAAACCCGGAGAAGGAUCCUCCGGGUUUGGCGUAUUUCGCUGCAGCCUGGAGCUUGUUGCCCACUGUUAUGACAAGGAACAACAUGGUUGCAGCACAAUGUCAGAUCCUAGCCGCAGCAUACUUGGUCUACCUUGUACGUCCAGUCGAGGCCUGGAAUGUGUUAUCCGGCGCGAGCAUGAAGCUUCAGCUCCUGUUGAGCGCGCCUGGUCGCGUGUCCCCUGCCGAGGAAGAGCUGGGCAAGAGAGUAUAUUGGAACGCAGUCAUGAUUGAAAGCGAUCUGUUGGCAGAACUUGAUCUUCCCCACUCUGGUAUAGCACAGUUUGAAGAAGGCUUCUCACUUCCAACCGGUUUUGAAGACUUGGGAACCGACGCUGUUGGUCGCGAUGAGCUCUGGUAUUUCCUCGCCGAGAUCGCUCUCCGGAGACUGCUCAAUCGCGUAAGCUCUAUGCUCUACAUCCGAACAACACCAUACUCGAAAGGCCCAGCUGCUACCUCGAUUGCGCAACUAGACCCGCUGGUCGUGGAACUAGACUACCAAUUGAACCAGUGGUAUGCUGGAUUACCGCCAGCCAUGCAAUUCCCGCUCGACAGAGUACCACUGCAGAACCCCGUCCAGACCGUACUGAGACUACGCUACUUUGCAUGCCGCACAAUCAUCUUCCGACCCUAUGUGCUUCUUGUGUUACAAGACGAAUCUCUUGCAAUGGAUUCAAGUGUGCAGGAUAACUGCCACAAGUGCCUCGAAGCAUGCGUUCGUCAACUGGAAUACAUCACCGCGCACCAUGCUGGACAUUUGCCUUAUUUGUUUCAAGGCGCACUUUCUAUCAUCUCGCAAACACUUCUCAUCAUGGGUGCUACCAUGACACCUUCUUUAUCGCAGCUUCUUCCGCCACCGGCGACAAUGGACGACAUCAUAAAUAAUGUUGUUCUAGAGAUGGAGCGCUACGCGCAUCUUGCGCCCAGUCUUCGUCUCUCUGCUGAGAUUAUACGCGAAGCCGAGGGAAAACGACAAAUGUGGCUACGAACAGCGGGACUCAAAUUUGAGGUUUGA
Messenger RNA from Bipolaris oryzae ATCC 44560, 2142 nucleotides. RefSeq lists its product as uncharacterized. Gene Ontology annotation, molecular function: DNA binding; DNA-binding transcription factor activity, RNA polymerase II-specific; zinc ion binding. Lineage: Eukaryota; Fungi; Ascomycota; Dothideomycetes; Pleosporales; Pleosporaceae. The record is from RefSeq and is a predicted model, not a curated record. Bases 1 to 2142 code for a protein of 713 amino acids. Gene Ontology annotation, biological process: regulation of DNA-templated transcription; DNA-templated transcription. The transcript is spliced from 3 exons.